Darwinula stevensoni is the source of this 1278-nucleotide messenger RNA. NCBI's taxonomy places the organism in Eukaryota, Metazoa, Arthropoda, Ostracoda, Podocopida, Darwinulidae. The record is from the annotation of a GenBank genome assembly.
UAUGGCGGCGUACAGUGAUGCUUAAUUUCAUGUGUUCACGGCGCCAGCUCAUCGUAUAGGCCUCUUGACCUAGAACAUCAAGUUCAAGGCUUAGUUGUUCCAGAUCCAAGUAGUUUCAUUCGUGAAGUCAUCCUUUGAUGCUUCUGCGUGGCCAACCCUAACUUGAGCCUACCCUACUUUGUUGGUAGGUUACGACGAAAACAGAUGCAAUUUUUGAAGCCAGCACCGCCAUGGACGCUAUUGAUAAAGUUCGCAUCCUCGUAGUUGGCGACUCGGGUGUGGGAAAGUCAUCCCUGGUACAUCUAAUCUGCCACAAUGAGGCUGCAGUCAAUCCUGGUUGGACCAUUGGAUGCUCUCUUGAAGUAAAACUUCAUGAAUACAAGGAAGGAACACCUGACCAAAAGACCUUUUUCCUUGAACUAUGGGAUAUUGGAGGUAGCAGCAGUCACAAGAACACCAGGGCAAUGUUCUAUCACAAUGCAAAUGGGUUGAUCCUGGUGCACGACCUGACAAAUCGGAAGUCCCAUGGGAACUUGAAACAAUGGUUGAAUGAAAUCCUCGACCAGGACAAGGAAAUGGGAAUGGGAAGAGGACCUUCUAGGGUAAGGGACACCCUUGAUCCUGAGAACCUCCUCGGAUCAGUGAAGAUGCCUAUACUUGUGAUUGGCACAAAACAGGAUCUGGCUGGAGAGAAAAGAGUGCAGCGUUCAUUUGUUGCUGAAGAUCUUGGUGUUGAUGACAUUUCCCUUAACUGCCAUAACCCUCGUUCUUUGGCACCUGGAUCAGGAUUGGCAGUGAAACUGACCCGCUUCUUUGACCGCAUCAUAGAGAGUCGAUAUUAUCGAGACAUGAAUCCCAACCCUGCACUUCUGGAGAAGAGGAGACUCUUACCUAUGAAUGUGAUGAAUGCCAAGAGCUUGCAUGGGGACUAAUGGAAUGGGGAUAUCUCUCAUCUGAGGCAUCUCUCACGAAGGAUCCCAGAAUAACCUGUUCACCUCCUCAGGAUCAGACUCAACAUUUUGAGUGAUUCCAGGCUAUCCUUCCCAUUUUCUGUUUCACUCAUGUCUUGGUGGUGCUUGUCUUUCAUGGACCCAUGAAAUUAUUUUAGGAAGGGCAUUGUUGUCAUGCUUAUACAUUUUCCAUCAAUGCAGAUGUGAUAUUGAAAUCAGUAUAUGAAAGUACCAUUGCAUUCAACAUGUUCUGCAUUCAGUUUAAUUCCAUUGGCAUGUCUCUAGGAGAAAAUAAUUAUUUAUUAAAUAUAACAAAUGCUUGAUACUG